Molecule: messenger RNA, 5136 nt
Organism: Penicillium argentinense
Lineage: Eukaryota; Fungi; Ascomycota; Eurotiomycetes; Eurotiales; Aspergillaceae
Exons: 6
Coding region: 1-5136 (1711 amino acids)
Biological process (GO): chromatin remodeling
Cellular component (GO): nucleus
Molecular function (GO): histone demethylase activity; DNA binding
Source: RefSeq, a predicted model, not a curated record
AUGGUGGCUCCGGCCUCUACUGGAGCAAACGCGAUGGCCGGCCAAACUUCCAUGGGCCGUCUGCCCACCCGCUCUUCAAGCACUCACCCGUCGCAUUCGCACAAUGUUCCCUUGAGCGCUCGCAGGUCAGCACCACUAGACCUUUCUACCGUCGAGCGCCGCGGACAACCCAAUACUCCCCGUGAACCGUCGAAGCGAGUCCGCCCUCAUGGCAUCCCAGAAGCCCCGACGUUUCGUCCAACGGAGGAGGAAUUCAAGGAUCCCGUUGCAUACAUCCAGAAAAUUGCUCCUGAAGGAAAGAAAUACGGAAUUUGCAGAGUCGUUCCGCCCGAGAACUGGCAACCGCCCUUUGCGAUCGAUACUGAGAGAUUCCAUUUCAAGACCCGUCGGCAAGAACUGAAUUCGGUCGAAGGAGGUAACCGCGCCAAUAUGAACUAUGUCGAUGGACUGGCCAUGUUUCACAAGCAGCACGGGACAAACUACAGCCGUCUUCCCAGCGUGGACAAGCGCCCGUUGGACCUGUACAAGCUAAAAAAAGCAGUGGAGGUUCGUGGUGGGUUUGAAACCGUCUGCAAGACAAAGAAGUGGGCCGAGAUCGGUCGCGACCUGGGCUACAGCGGCAAGAUCAUGUCUUCGUUGUCCACCUCCUUGAAAAACUCGUAUCAGCGCUAUUUGCAACCAUAUGAGGAGUAUCUGGCUCGGGCAAAACCUGGUGUCCAGCAGCAGCUUGAGAUGGAAAAUGGCGGACCCUUCACUCCAUCCCCACGAAACUCACCCAUGACGAAGAAGCCAGUCAUGGAGGAGAAUGGUACUCCGUCUAAGACACGAGAAGCUACUCCUACCAUGCGCAUGGCCACGGGCUCAAACACUCCGCUGGAAAAGCCCGUUGAUCAACACACUCCAUCCGUGGAACCUACACCCCCUCCUGCUCGUCCAGCACCAUCUGGUUUCACACCCGUGAAUUCCGCCCCGGGUGGGUUUACCGCAGUGAAUCACUCCCCAGCCCCGUCCUUCACACCGGUCAACAAUGCCCCGGCAAUCAAACACGAGGGAGAGAAUGGAACAUCGACACCCAAGAGUGUUUCCGAGCACCCGCCUCAUUCGACUCCUGGACCGAAUGGCCAAUCGGGCCCAUCUGUGAAGCGUGCUAUUAGCCAUGAAAGUGGUUCCCAGGCUGAGAACGGCGACGAUGGUGGCAGUGGACGCCGUAGCAAGCGUCUGAAGAAAGAUGCCCCUCCUACCGUGGCUGGUUCACACAUGUCUCUCCUUCGUCCUGCGCCAGCAAAGGUUCGAAAAGACGGGGUGCAGAGGAUCGGAGAUAAAUGUGAAUCGUGCGGGAAAUUCGACAACCCCUCCACCAUUCUCGUUUGCGAAGGAUGCGACCUCGGAUAUCACCAAUCCUGUCUGGAUCCUUCGACAAUCGCAUCCUCUGAUCAUGAUUGGCACUGUCCAAAGUGCUUAGUCGGCACCGGCGAGUUUGGAUUCGAGGAUGGUGGUGUUUACUCUUUGAAACAAUUUCAGGAGAAGGCCAAUGAAUUCAAGAAGGGCUAUUUCGCCUCCAAAAUGCCAUUCGACCCCGUUCUCAACACACGCCGCCGGGAAACCGAGGAUGACGUGGAAGCUGAAUUCUGGAAACUGGUCGUUGAUCUACACGAAACCGUCGAGGUCGAGUAUGGCGCGGAUAUCCACUCAACCACCCAUGGUAGUGGUUUCCCGACCAUAGAAAGAAACCCGCUUGACCCGUAUUCAGAAGAUCCCUGGAACUUGAACGUCCUCCCAUUCCACGGUGAUUCCCUCUUCCGCCAUAUCAAGUCUGAUAUCUCGGGCAUGACCGUUCCCUGGGUUUAUGUCGGCAUGUGCUUUUCUACUUUCUGCUGGCACAACGAAGAUCACUACGCCUAUUCCGCCAACUACCAGCAUUUUGGUGCGACAAAGACCUGGUAUGGUAUACCCGGGGCCGACGCGGAAGCAUUUGAGUCGGCGAUGCGGGCGGCGGUUCCCGAGCUUUUCGAAGGGCAACCGGAUCUUUUGUUUCAGCUAGUCACUUUGAUGCCUCCUGAUAAACUUCGCAAGGCUGGUGUGAACGUCUACGCCGUGGAUCAGAGAGCAGGUCAAUUUGUCCUCACAUUCCCCCAGGCGUAUCAUGCCGGCUUCAACCAUGGCUUCAACUUUAACGAGGCUGUCAAUUUUGCCCCAGCAGACUGGGAACCCUGGGGUGCUGCGGGCGUGGAACGCCUUCAAGCCUUCCGCCGACACCCCUGCUUUUCACACGAUGAAUUGCUGUUCACCGCUGCUGCGCGGGACACGUCAAUAGCGACUGCCAAAUGGCUUGCACCUGCCCUGGAAAGGACUGUUAACCGAGAGCUCAGCGAAAGAGCCAACUUUUUAGCCAGCCACAAGAACGCCAUCGCGCACAAUUGUACGCUGGGAACCGCUGAUUCAUCUACCAGUCAAUGCCCCCUGAGACUCGUAGUGGAGGAAGAGGACGUUCCGGAGGAUGAUUAUCAGUGUCAGCACUGCAAGGCUCUCACCUACCUUACCCAGUUUCGUUGUCAAAAGUCAGGCAAGACCAUUUGCCUGCUUCAUGUGUAUGAUUAUGUCUGCUGCGGUGAUUCUCCUCAGCAAAAGCUAUUUGGUCUGGACCAUUUUCUACGCUACCGAGUCAGCGAUGAAGAGCUGAAAGCGUCGGUGCAAAGAGUCCAAGAAAGAGCAAACAUCCCAAAGGCUUGGGGAAAGAAGCUCGACAAGACCUUGGAGGACGAGCCGAAGCCUCAGCUGAAAGCUCUCCACAAUUUGCUCAGUGAAGGUGAGAAAAUCCCAUACCACCUACCUGGCCUCCAAGAUCUUGCGGCCUUCGUCCAGCGUUGCGAUAAAUGGGUUGAAGAAGCGAACAACUACAUUACCCGGAAACAGCAAAACCGGAGAAAAAACGAAAAAGCUUGGCGCAGGGCCAGUACCAAGGCCGCGCAGCUGGACGAUCGCGCCCCUGAAGUUCGCAGAGUGGAGAACAUCUACGCCCUUCUGGCAGAGGCUGAUAAACUUUCCUUCGACUGUCCACAGAUGGCGGCCCUGGAAGAGAAGACCCGCGAAAUCGAGAGAUUCCGCCAGGACGUCAAUAAUGCCCUGAUGAACCCGCAUACCCGGUCGGCCACCAAGAUCGAGGAACUUCUGGAAAAUGGCCGAAACUUCAACGUGGAAAUCCCGGAAUUCGAGCAUUUGGAGCAAAUUUUCCGACAGCUGAAAUGGACUGAGGAUUGUACUCGAAAACGCGACCAGCGCCUCAACCUCAGGGAAUGCCAGGAGAUCGUCUCCACCGGCGAGCAGCUGCAUAUUCCGGAUUCCAACGAGCACUUGCUUCAUUUCAAGGAACUUACCCGGCAUGGCGAAACUUGGGAAGUGAAGGCGAAGGAGCUGAUGUCUGUGGAAGCUGUACACUACCAACAGCUUGAGGCCCUCUCUGCGCAAGCAUCACAUGUUCCAGUUUCCCAGGAGACUCUCGCGGCUGUGGAUGCCAUCCUCACCAAGCAGCGAGAGGCACAGAAGCGGAUUCAAUCUCUCUGCGAAAAAAGCAGAGAUCCUGAUCUGAGAAAUCGGCCAAAGUAUAAGGAUGUUCGCGAACUCACAGAAUCUUUGGAGCAUUUGAACAGCCGGCCAAUCGGCGCCAUCGAUCUUGAGCGUGAGCAGAAGCGUCACGAGGACUGGAUGAGGAAAGGCAAGAAGUUGUUUGGCAAGGCCAAUGCGCCUUUGCACAUUCUGAAAUCUCAUAUGGAAUAUGUGGAGAAGCGGAAUUCAUACUGUUUUGACCUUGAGGACAGCUACCGGCCACCGGUAGAACCGUCUUCUCGAGACAAUACCCCGGAUGGUCUGCUUGAGAACCCCACCACCAACGUCUGGGGCCCCAAGUCGAAAAAGCGCGAUGUGUUUUGCAUCUGCCGGCAUUCUGAAGCAGGAAUGAUGAUUGAGUGUGAAGUCUGUCAUGAGUGGUACCACGGCAAAUGCCUCAAGAUUGCCAGGGGCAAGGUUAAGGAAUUCGACAAAUACACGUGCCCGAUUUGCGACUGGCGACAGAAGAUUCCUCGUGAUGCAGCUCGCCCAAAACUGGAAGAUUUACAGGAUUGGCAAGCAGAGAUCGCCGGUCUCCCGUUCCAGCCGGAGGAGGAAGAAGUGUUGGAUAGCAUUGUCAGUCAGGCGACUGCUUUCCGAGAUUUCCUGCAAGGUUUCACCAAUGCCGCCUGCACUACCACUGAGGAAGUUCCUACCUUAAUCUUCUACCUGCGAAAGAUCGAAGGCGCCGAGGUUCUUCUUGCGUAUGAGACGAAUUUCUUCCGGCAAGAGAUCCAUAAAUGGGCGCCAGUUGCCCCGGAGGCACCGCCAAUUCUGGAGCAGUCGCUUUCGACCCGAAAGCCUCGCCCGACCAAGCAGCAGAAGAUUUUGGCCCAGUUCGGUGUUGAUCGUCCAGAAGACCUCCCUGAGCAUCUUCGUGCCAAACACAUGGCUGCAGCGAAACGGAAGUCGGUGGAUAAUACACAUGCUACUCGGCCCGCUCCUUUGCAACCUGCGCCGCCUACUCCGAGCAACAAUCCUCCAACGACCACAGGGCCAACUCUGACCCCCAUGUCAGAUUCCGCCUCUGCGACGUACCCGUUCUCUGCCAACUAUUCUUUGGCUGUUAGUGACUCUACUCCGGCAUUCGCGCCAACUCCUACUGCAUUCCUUCCCCAUGCUGCGGCGGCUUCUCAAUCACCAUCGUUCCUCCCUCGCUCUCCAACUCCGCAACAAGAUAUCGAACCUUCUCUCUUCAGCCCACCCCGCUUCGGCCCGGAACCUCAAUUCGCCAGCAGUAGUCCUCGUCAGAAUAUGGAUGAUGUCUUCGCGGAUCUCACAAAUCAAGAUGUCGAACCCGAGGCUGAGCCCAUGGAGAAUCUCCAUGCGAACGAGGCGCUUGAAGCUCUUAAUGCCAGUAAUGGUAGCAGUCGGGCACCGUCUCCGAACGAAGACCAAGCUUCUGUUUCUGCACCAGCGCCUGUCUCUGAUUCCGCUCCUAUCCCGGCCCCUGCACAAGCUGAGACCGAGGCGGAUGCGCCCUGUGCUAAAGUUGCCGUUGCCGCGACAGAGGACCCUGAAUCGGAGCUUUGA